UUUAAAUUUUCAUUUCCAGAUAAGGUCAACGUAAAAGUUGCUCUUGAUCUAACCCUGCACAAGAUGGAGGCCCCUCUGGUAAGCCUAGAUGAAGAAUUUGAGGACUUGAGACCCUGCUAUUCAGAAGACAGGGAUGAGAAACCUCGCUGUUUCUACGGCUCAUCUCCUCACCACCUAGAAGACCCCUCUCUCUCUGAGCUUGAGAAUUUCUCCUCCGAAAUUAUUAGCUUCAAGUCCAUGGAGGAUCUUGUAAACGAGUUUGAUGAAAAGCUCAAUGUCUGCUUUCGAAACUAUAAUGCCAAGACUGAGAACCUAGCCCCUGUGAAGAACCAGUUGCAGAUCCAAGAGGAAGAAGAGAAUCUGCAGGAUGAGGAGUAA
Molecule: messenger RNA, 378 nt
Organism: Antechinus flavipes (yellow-footed antechinus)
Lineage: Eukaryota; Metazoa; Chordata; Mammalia; Dasyuromorphia; Dasyuridae
Product: fasciculation and elongation protein zeta-1-like
Exons: 1
Coding region: 64-378 (104 amino acids)
Cellular component (GO): axon; cytoplasm
Source: RefSeq, a predicted model, not a curated record